UAACAAUCAAAGUUUAAAGUUGUACUUAAAGCAAAGCGAAUUCAUCAAACUAAUAACGACUGUCAACAUGUUACGCAGUGUGAGAUAUUGUGACAAAAAUGUACGCGAAUAAGUACUUAGUGUGGGCGGUUUUGCAUGAAGUUCUAUUUUUUAUAUAUCCUACUGUCGCAGUUGAACGGCAAAUAAGACAAAGUCAUAUAAAUUCCUCCAAACUUUCUCCUGAAUUAUCUCAAUCGAAUGAAGAGGACCAGGUAAAAGUUAAUCCUCGAUGGACCAACAUUAACGCUGAGGUGGAUAUGGUAAUCCCAAUGAUUUUAAAUCAUUUGCAUAAUAUAAAGGUCGAACAUUUAAAUCUACCGGAUAUAACAGAGACAAUUUCCUUGACAUUUAUUUUGGUUGAAUAUAAGACACGCUUGAUUUUAAGCAACGGAAUAGUGUAUAACGUGGAAGGAAUAGAGCGAUACGGUGAUGCCAAGAUGACUUACAAAGAAAAGAGGUUUCAUAUUCGAUUUGAUUUGAAAAUAAACAAAUUACAGGUAAUU
Molecule: messenger RNA, 542 nt
Organism: Bactrocera latifrons
Lineage: Eukaryota; Metazoa; Arthropoda; Insecta; Diptera; Tephritidae
Exons: 4
Source: RefSeq, a predicted model, not a curated record